This is a messenger RNA of Rhinichthys klamathensis goyatoka, 2925 nucleotides long. It is a transcript of the gene ddx54, whose product is annotated as DEAD (Asp-Glu-Ala-Asp) box polypeptide 54. NCBI's taxonomy places the organism in Eukaryota, Metazoa, Chordata, Actinopteri, Cypriniformes, Leuciscidae. Gene Ontology annotation, cellular component: nucleus. Bases 143 to 2800 code for a protein of 885 amino acids. Gene Ontology annotation, molecular function: RNA binding; ATP binding; RNA helicase activity. The transcript has 20 exons. The record is from RefSeq and is a predicted model, not a curated record.
UCUCCGCGCCGUCCUGACGCACACGUGUUCCCGUGUCUCCGGUGUUUUGAUCUCACGGAGCCCCUGAUCUCUUCGAUUAAACGGUCGAUUCCUCAAGAGUCCCGCGCGCAGAUCUCCGCGGGUUGUAGAAGUGAACACAGUAAUGGCCCACAGGAGGAAGAAGCUGACGAAGAGGAGGAAGCACAGAGACCACGAGUCUGAGGAUGAAGAGUUUGAAGUGGCUGCAGGAGUCAAAGAUGACGACGAUACACCCAACAGAAGACUCCCUCGCUUCCCGGCUUCAUCCGAGUGUGUGUCCGACGCGGAGCCGGACACCAGAGAGCUGGUCAGAGCCCAGAACAAGAAGAAGAAGAAGUCCGGCGGCUUUCAGUCCAUGGGUCUCAGCUAUCCGGUGUAUAAAGGCAUCAUGAAGAAGGGCUAUAAGGUCCCCACUCCCAUCCAGAGGAAGACUAUUCCCAUGAUCCUGGAUGGGAAGGAUGUGGUUGCCAUGGCGAGGACGGGAAGCGGGAAAACGGCAGCGUUCCUCAUCCCGAUGUUCGAGAAGCUGAAGGUCGCGCAGGCGCAGACCGGAGUCAGAGCGCUAGUGCUCACGCCAACCAGAGAACUAGCCCUGCAGACCAUGAAGUUCACCAAAGAGCUGGGGAAGUUUACUGGAUUGAAGACGGCGCUGAUUCUCGGUGGAGACAGGAUGGAUGACCAGUUUGCUGCUCUUCAUGAGAAUCCAGACAUCAUCAUUGGGACUCCCGGUCGUCUGAUGCACGUGAUCCAGGAGAUGAACCUGAAGCUCCAGGGUGUGGAGUAUGUGGUGUUUGAUGAAGCCGACAGGCUGUUUGAGAUGGGUUUUGCGGAGCAGCUUUCAGAGAUCAUCAGACGUCUCCCAGACGCUCGACAGACACUGCUGUUCUCCGCCACGCUUCCCAAACUGAUCGUGGAGUUCGCCAGAGCCGGCCUCACAGAGCCGGUCCUCGUUCGUCUGGAUGUGGACACUAAACUCAGUGACCAGCUGAAGCUCUCGUUCUUCCACGUGCGCAUGGACGAUAAACAGGCUCUGCUUCUGCAUUUGCUGAGGAACGUGGUGAAGCCGCAGGAGCAGACGGUGGUGUUCGUCGCCACCAAACAUCACGUGGAGUUUCUGAAAGAGCUCCUGAUGGAGCAGGGCGUGGAGGUCGCCUACAUCUACAGCGCUCUGGACCAGACGGCCCGUAAGAUCAACAUCGGCCGCUUCGUCCACCGGAAAGCCAUGGUUCUGCUGGUCACUGAUGUGGCGGCCCGGGGCAUCGACAUCCCUCUCCUCGACAACGUCAUCAACUUCAACUUCCCGUCCAAGCCCAAGCUCUUCCUGCACAGAGUCGGUCGCGUGGCUCGCGCCGGCAGAGGCGGGACAGCGCUCAGUCUGGUGUGUUCUGAUGAAGUGCCGUUCCUCUACGAUCUGCAUCUGUUCUUGGGUCGACCCAUACAGCUCGCCGUCCCCGAACACACACCAGAUGCGGACGGCGUGUUCGGGCGGGUUCCUCAGAGUGUUCUGGACGAUGAAGAGUCUCAGCUUCAGACGGCGCACGAGAACUCUCUGGAUCUGCAGACUCUACGCCGUGUCUCUGAGAACGCCUACAAGCAGUACCUGAAGUCCCGACCCAGCCCGUCACCCGAGUCCAUCAAGCGCGUCAAGAGCGCAGACCUGUCCAAGAUGGCCGUCCACCCUCUGCUGGGCUCGGGACUGGAGCGGGUGGAGCUGGACCGGCUGCUGAUGGUCGACUCCAUCAAGGGCUACAAGGCUAAAUCUACUAUUUUUGAAAUCAACUCCAGCAACAAAACCAGUGCCAGCGAGGUGAUGCGGGCCAAGCGAUCCCGGGACAGUGUCCUGGUCCACAAGUUCUCCACAGCGCGAGCGGAGCUGAUGGGCCAGGCCCCCGUCGCCAUGGUAACCAAGACAGAACCGCGACCCGACGAGGAGGAAGACGAGAUUCAGACGGUGUUCUCUGAGGUGGUGGGAGGGAAGAAACGAAAGCAAGAUACUGAAACCAGCAGUAAGAAAACAUUACCAGGAAAAGAUGAAGAGUUCUACAUCCCGUACAGACCCAAAGACUUCGACUCAGAGCGAGGGCUGAGUCUCGGGGCGGAUGCGGGCUCGUUCGAGCAUCAGGCCUCCUCUGCAGUUCUGGAUCUGAUGGGUGACGAGAGCAAGUCUUUAAAUCAACACAAGAGCCUGAUGAAGUGGGAUCGCAAGAGGAAGCGCUUCGUUCGUGACACGGGUAAAGACGACAAACACAAGAAGGUCAGGACAGAGAGUGGAACGGUGGUCAGCGGCAAGAAGAAGAAAAAGAACUUUUAUGAAGAAUGGAAGAAGAAGAAUAAGAUGGAUGACCGCGAGUCGGACUCGGAUGGUGAAACUGGAGCGUCGAGAGGGAGGAACUCCGGCGGUCGUGGAGGAAGAGGAGGGGCUUAUGGCCAGUCGAGAGGAAGAGGAGGGGGUUAUGGCCAGUCGGGAGGAAGAGGAGGGGGUUAUGGCCAGUCGGGAGGAAGAGGAGGAGCUCGUGGCCAGUCGGGAGGAAGAGGAGGAGCUCGUGGCCAGUCGGGAGGAAGAGGAGGAGCUCAUGCCGAGAGUGGCUCGCGUGUGCGAUCGGAGCUGAAGAACCGCGAUCAGAUCCUCAAGCUACGCAAGCGUAAAGCGAAACAGCAGUUCCUGCAGAGCGGCGGCAUGAAGAAGUUGCGCGCCAAAGGAAAGCAGCGGCUACAGGAAGUGAUGCGGUCUGGCUUCGGGCGCGGCGGCAACAAGAAGGGAAAGAUGAGGAAGAGACUUUAAUAGAGGAAUCGAUACGAACAAUCACGCUUCCACGGAAAACAAGAUGGACGCCUGAAACUCUUUUACUGAAACGUUUCAUGCUCAUGUUUCUCUUUGUCUGCAUUAAAAGAGAUGUUUUGCUUCAA